Molecule: messenger RNA, 2519 nt
Organism: Hyposmocoma kahamanoa
Lineage: Eukaryota; Metazoa; Arthropoda; Insecta; Lepidoptera; Cosmopterigidae
Gene: Atg1
Product: serine/threonine-protein kinase unc-51
Exons: 16
Coding region: 22-2403 (793 amino acids)
Biological process (GO): protein autophosphorylation; axon extension; positive regulation of autophagy
Cellular component (GO): autophagosome; cytoplasm
Molecular function (GO): ATP binding; protein serine/threonine kinase activity
Source: RefSeq, a predicted model, not a curated record
GUAAAUAAAUAAACUAUAAAAAUGUCAGUGGUUAAAGGAAAACUAGUGAAAAUGGAAGUAAUCCAGGUUGGUGAAUACGAGUUCACCAAACAAGACAUUAUAGGACAUGGAGCCUUCGCUAUGGUGUACAAAGGAAGGAAGAGAAAGAACCCAUCACAGUCGGUGGCGGUGAAGGUAGUAACGAAAAAAGGCAUUCAGAAAGCGUCAGAGAUCCUGGUGAAGGAGAUAAAGAUACUGCGCGAGCUCACGGCUCUGCAUCACACCAACCUCGUGGCCAUGCACGACUGCAUGGACAGCCCUGCUCAUGUCUACGUCGUUAUGGAGUAUUGCAACGGCGGCGACCUGGCGGACUAUCUGCAAGCGAACAGGCUGCUGAGCGAGGGCACGAUCCGACUGUUCCUGCGGCAGCUGGCGGAGGCGAUGCGCGCCAUCCACGCCAAGGGCAUCGUUCACCGUGACCUCAAGCCCCAGAACAUCCUGCUCACGCACAACGUCGCUCCCCCUCGCACGCCACACCCUGCUGAGAUUUCUCUUAAAAUUGCUGACUUCGGCUUCGCAAGGUUCCUCGAAGAAGGAAACAUGGCCGUCACACUCUGCGGCUCUCCAAUGUAUAUGGCACCAGAAGUCAUAAUGUCUCUGAAAUAUGACGCAAAGGCGGACUUGUGGAGUCUGGGUACGAUUGUAUACCAAUGUCUGACGGGCAAAGCACCUUUCCAAGCCACUACUCCUCAUGAGCUAAAGGCAUUUUACGAGAACAGCGUAGACCUUCAACCCAAAAUGCCGCCAGGCACAAGUAGUGAGCUGUGCAGCCUCCUGAUCGGUCUCCUGCGACGAAACCCGCGCGAGCGUAUGCCCUUCGAAACGUUCUUUAACCAUCCGUUCCUACAACGUCCGCGUCAUCCUUCUAUUACAAGUUUGGACUCGGACAUGCCUGACAUAUUGGAGAGCGAACUAGAGGGACGAGUCGAUACUAACUGUUGCCUAGAAGAGUCGUGGGAGAGUCAGGGACCGAGCUCAAACAUUCAACUAGGCAAUGCUACCGGCAGUGCUCCAGUCGGGACCGCAUGCGGGAUGGGGGGGUUCAUGCCCCCACUGGGCCUGCAGCGAAACCCCCCACCUGCUCGCGUGCCAGUUUCCCUGCCACAAGUUGCCAACCUACAAGUUAAGAAGCCUCAGCCCACUUCCUCUGCGGAAUCCUCAGACAACACUUGGGCAGGUGAGGAAGACUUCGUGCUGGUAGAGGCCACAGAGAGCGGAUCCGCUGAGUGUUCGCCCUCAUCCGCCUCCUCCGGAUCAGAGGCAGCAUCGCGCCCACAGUCACUCGCGCUACAACCACCUGCCAGCAACCAGCCGCCAAGCAACACCAACCAGAAUGUUCCACAACAAGACACGGCUGCGCUGCAACUACGGAACACAGGCGUAGGCGCUAACAAUAACAUCCCUCGCUCGCAGCCCAUCGAUGUGCGCUCCAACCGGAACAUGACCAACAUCGGCUCACUCUCGCCGCCUUCUGUGCCCUUCGGGUCGAUGGGGACUCCGCCGUCUACGCGCCGCCGCAGUCAGUCCGGGAGCUCCCCGCCGCCCUCGCUGUGGCAAGUCUCACCAACCAACGCCAGCCCUCUUCGCCGCUCAGGGUCAUCGCCGCCCGUGUCUCUGGCGCUGCAGCACCUGCAGGCGAGCUGCGGCGAGGCCAGCUCUCCCAAACGCGCGGCGCUGCCUGAUGCGCUGAUACGUGGUCUCAAGUUGCCAUCCGCCUGCCAGGCCGACCCGCCGGUCUACAUCCCUAAUCUACAGGAGGAGACCAUACUCGCCGAGGAGCACAGCAAGGUGUUUUCGCAACUAAACUUCGUACUGAUGCUGGCUGAGCUACUGUCCGACCUUGCUGUGUCCUGUGGCGCGCCCAUCGCCGCGCUCAUGGACGCUUCCGAUGAGCGGUGCAACGAGAGCGUGCGACUCGGUCUACUUGUGCAGGCCAUGCAAGCGUUGGCGGCAGGCCUCCGCCUCGCCGCCGCUCACUACCGCAGCCGCACGCUGCAACCCACACCGCAAGUGCGCAAUGUGGUAUCCCUAAUGAACACCAAGUACAAGUGGAUAGUGAACGAGUCGCGACGGCUCCACGAGGCGGGCGUGGCCCCCGCCGUGUGCGACAAGAUCCUGUAUGAGCACGCAAUCGAGUUAUGCCAAAUGGCCGCCAUAGAGGAACUCUUCGGAGAUAUGAAAGAAUGCGAGCGCCGCUACAUGUCCGCACAAGUACUGCUGCAUUCGCUCGUACAACGCCACCCGCUGCAUCCGCAUCAUCGCACCACGCUUUCCAAAUACCGAGAUGCCGUGCAAAGGCGGCUCAACUGCCUCAAGGGGCCGCGUAAAAUAAUGGAUGUCAAACUCGAGGCCGGGAUCUCAUAAUGCAAUACGCGAUAGCCAUUAGUAAUAAGCACAUACUAGCAAGAUGGGAAGUGAUUUUAUUUUGUUCUCAAAUACAGACUCGCUGUGAAAAAUAAUUAUAAAUAAUAAAAAAAAUG